Molecule: messenger RNA, 1182 nt
Organism: Cladocopium goreaui
Lineage: Eukaryota; Dinophyceae; Suessiales; Symbiodiniaceae
Source: the annotation of a GenBank genome assembly
AUGGAGACCUUCCAGCUGAAGAACCUGAACCCUGCGCAGCUGUUUCAGCUGUUGUUCCUCACCGUGCUGGAGCUGGCAGAGCGCUUCCAGAUCAACCUGAGGGGGCGGCCGCGUGUUUUCAUGCGGGAAGAACCUGAUGAGGAAAACCCACCAGAAGCUGUCCAGCCACCACCGGUGCCAGCUCAUGGGCCAGUACGUGCUCGCAGAUGCCAGAGUGCCUGCCGCUUCUGCGUGCAAGGCUGCGACCGAACGAAGCCCUACCACAAGCAUCAUGCUUGCCAAGGACAUGCCCACCUGAGGCAAAGACUGCGACGCAUGUUGCAGGAAGAACAGCUGAACUGCCAGAGCGUUCUCUGUACUUGGUUGUUGUCAAUGUUUGCAUGGGGACACUUUAGCGUGCAACGAGUACAAAAGAUCAGUGCUUUGGUUAUGAAAGAUUUGAAGAGUGCUGAGACUUCUGAAACAAUCUGGAAUGACUUGGAGACAUUAUCCAAGUUAGGAACUGAAGGUCUGUACGCGAACAAGAUGCACACGGAGCUCAUGGGCAAAUGCAAAGGCUUGUCUAACCUACCGACUUUUGUGAUCUCCCGAGCUCAAGCCAUGGACGUGCUUUGCGACCGCGAUGAGUCCCCGUGGUUCAGGGUCCUUUCAGGAAUGGUGCACAAGUUUUACAAUGGCUGUCCAUGGCAACGAAAGGAGGACCAUUCCGCAGGGUUCCACGAACGUUCUCGCUUUCAGUGGGGAAGUUGGGAAAUCAAGACCAUGAAUGGCCUUGUGGUUCCUCGAUGGGAUCUUUGGAUGUCGAACCGUGGCAAAGCUCGAGACUUUUUCGAAAGUUGGCUACAUGUGCAGAUGCGAGACUCUCCAGGCAGCGACCUCACCUACCAAGUAUUGGUCUUCUUGGAUCGGCUCUUCAUGGCAGGCUUGAAGCUAUAUGGUGAAGACCACCGAGAUGUCUUUGAAAAUCCUGAAGACUUCUUUGUGCGAAUGCUGCGACAUGAAGGGUACCGUGUCGAAGAUCAGAAAAUAUGGCUUGUUGACGAGAGCAGCGGCUGGUGGGAGGAGAAAAAGCCAUGUGGUCUAAAUUUGAAGGAAGCGUUUGACUUGUUGCACGAUGUGAAACUAAAAGACAUCAUGCAGCAGUGGGUUGAACCCAAUGCUCCUUCUUUGCAAUGGCAAUAA